This is a messenger RNA of Perca flavescens (yellow perch), 2031 nucleotides long. RefSeq names its product adenosine deaminase (gene ada). Gene Ontology annotation, molecular function: adenosine deaminase activity. Bases 16 to 1206 code for a protein of 396 amino acids. The record is from RefSeq and is a predicted model, not a curated record. Lineage: Eukaryota; Metazoa; Chordata; Actinopteri; Perciformes; Percidae. Gene Ontology annotation, biological process: adenosine catabolic process; T cell activation; negative regulation of adenosine receptor signaling pathway. The transcript has 11 exons. Gene Ontology annotation, cellular component: cytosol; external side of plasma membrane.
GCGUGUCCCGGAGCCAUGCAUAUAAUAGCCAGACGAGCUGCGAUUGGCUUCUGCUCCCCAGUCCUCAUCUCUCUAUGCACCAGCACACUCACUGGCAGCCGCAGCCUCUGCACCAUGGCCGAGCUCUCUUCCCAACAAGUGGUAUUCAACAAGCCAAAGGUUGAGCUGCAUGUGCACCUCGAUGGAGCCAUCAGGGUGGAGACUAUUCUUGAUGUUGCCAAGAGACGCAACAUCCAUCUGCCAGCGAAUACGGUGGAGGAGAUGAGGCAGAUCAUUAUCCUCCAGCAGCCUGCCACCCUCACCAUGUUCCUGGGCAAGUUCGAGGAGUACAUGCACGUGGUUGCUGGAGACAGAGAGGCCAUUAAGAGGAUGGCCUAUGAGUUUGUGGAGGACAAAGCCAAGGAGAGAGUGAUUUAUGUGGAGGUCAGAUACAGCCCGCAUUUUCUGGCUAACACUAAAGUGGAUCCCAUACCCUGGAACCAGAGCGAAGGUGACCUGAGCCCAGACGAGGUGGUGCACCUGGUUAACGAAGGCCUCAGCAAGGGGGAGAGGGCCUUCAAGGUCAAAGCCAGGUCCAUUCUAUGCUGCAUGCGCCACAUGCCAAGCUGGUCCAUGGACGUGGUGGAGCUGUGUAAGAAAUACCAACACGAAGGAGUGGUCGCCAUCGAUCUGGCAGGGGAUGAGUCACUCAACUGUGAAGCCAAUUCAGAACACAGGAAGGCCUAUGAGGAAGCAGUGCGUUGUGGGAUCCACAGGACCGUUCACGCAGGAGAGGUGGGCCCGCCGUCUGUAGUGAAGGAGGCCGUGGAAGUGCUGAAAGCUGAACGGGUCGGCCACGGUUACAGUACACUGGAAGACCAAGUUCUGUACAAAAAACUGCUGGCUCAGAACAUGCACUUUGAGAUAUGUCCCGUUUCCAGUAAGCUGACAGGUGCCUGCAACCCAGACUUCACCAAGCAUCCUGUCAUCACGUUCCGGAAGGACAAGGCGAACUACUCCCUGAAUACAGACGACCCUCUGAUCUUCAACUCCACCCUGGACCUCGACUACAACACCGCGCACAAAUACAUGGGAUUCACCGAGGAGGAAUUCAAACGACUGAACAUAAAUUCUGCAAAGUCGUGCUUCCUGCCCGAGAAGGAGAAGAAAGAGCUCGUCAACAGACUGUAUGAGGCCUAUGGGAUGGAAUGCAGCACUGCCUUUUAAAGUGAAUGAAGAAGGAAGCCCUGGGUUAGGUCCCAGGAUCGCUCUGAACCCUCAAUCUCCCCAACCUGACACAAUGGAAUGUCUUUUUCCUAACCAGACAUAAAACCUGCAGGAUAACACAUCAGAUACGUUGUUCACCAUAUAGCUGCUGCCUUCACCUCACAUAUUCUGUACAUUGCCAGCUUGUGUUUUAUGAGUAUUCCAUCUAGGAUACCUUUUGUAAUACUUUAGUGUACAGUAUCCAGAGGAUGGCACGGUGCUCUGAACGCUGCAACAAAUGUGGGCAUGCAAGCGUCUUGUGUUUAUGAAGCACAUUUUGUUUAUAUGACCACACUCUGGAUACAUGUUUUCAUCUUGUGUUUACAUCAUGGUGUCAUGAAGAGAAUCAGGGUUUACUUUGUCAGCAUGUAAGGGGAGGAUAAGGAAGGUUAUUUGUCAUUAAUCUUUGGGUGAAAGCAUGAAGGGGGGGGAUGAUAUAUGGUUUAUCAUUGUUUGGUUUAAGGGAGAGUAAGGGAACCCAGUGUCAGAAAUGUGUGUGUGUGUUGCCCUCCAAACGGGAAACCGGUAAAACAGCUCAAUACCAAAAGUGUAGUAUUAUAUUUGAGCACUAGGGGGCACACCAAGGUCACCUAUACAAUGACAAACCACAGAUGACCCAAUGUGGUGUUUUUGUAUUUCAUAAUUACUCCAAAGGCUUUUGAUGUAUAUAUUUAUUUUAAAUUUUUUAAUUUCACUUAAUUAAAAAAAACUUCCAUUUGUAACAGCCACAUUUAUGACACUUAUAAGAGCAUCUUUUGACCAUAAUAAAAGCUAUUAUAAAAUGUA